AGGGAAUGACAGCUGGCAAUAUUUUCAUGCCGGUCCUAGAUUGUUUACUAAUAUUUUUUUUUAUUUUUCCCAUUUCUGUUAAGAAAAAUAAAUUAUAUAGAAUUUAGGACCUAAUAGAAAUUAACAACUGCAUAAUACUCACACUGCAUCGAUGGCGACAUCACUGUUCUUUGUAAACACUGAAGCCAGUGAAGAAAAAACCGACGGACAAUGUGUGGACGACCAGUCCCAAACCCAAAGCGAGGCCCAACAGGCCCUCAACCAAUUCUGGCCGAAGGUCAUGAAAGAAAUACGUGAUAUUUGCCAUGUGAGAAAUAACCCUAGCUUCAACUUCAGAUACCUAUUUUACCCCCUUGUAUGAUUGGUUUUAGAUGGACCUGAAGCAGCAAGUACUUCCUCUAGCUCGGAUUAAGAAGAUCAUGAAAUUAGAUGAGGAUGUGAAAAUGAUCAGUGCCGAAGCACCUCUUUUAUUUGCUAAAGCUGCAGAGAUUUUCAUUCACGAAUUAACCUUGAGAGCUUGGAUACACACAGAAGAUAAUAAAAGAAGGACCCUUCAGAGGAAUGAUAUUGCAAUGGCCAUAACAAAAUAUGACCAGUUUGACUUUCUCAUAGAUAUUGUACCAAGAGAUGACUUGAAAACAAUCAAAGUACCUACAGAUGGAACUCAAAGGACUGGAUCAAACCCAGAUCAGGUUCAUUACUACUUCCAAUUGGCUCAACAAGCUCACUCUAAUUUACAACAGAACAGCACCUCUUCAGGUACUACAGCAACUGUAGCGCAACCACAACCAGCCAUACAAAUUGUACAACCCCAGCAGGUUCAAACUGUACAAGUCAAUACAAUUGAACAACCAACUCAAGAAUCAUCAUCACCAACAAGCAAUACAACUACUGCAACUCCUGUGAUUUUGCAACAGGGACAACCUUUAACAGCAAGUCCUCCAGGAAAUGUACAAAUCAUUCAACAAAUUGUCACACCAACAGGAGAAGUUCAACAAAUACCUAUCCAACUGACUCCGCAACAGUUGCAAAUGAUAAAAAUGCAACUGCAAGGUAACUCGUCACAGCCAGUUAUCAUUCAAACGGCGCCCAUCGCGACGGGGACGCAGCCCCAAUUGAUCCAGGUGCAACAGAGCAGCGGAACCAGCGCCGCGCCCCAGGUCUUCCUGACGCAAAACGCGACUAGUGCUGACAACGAAUAGUGCAUGCUCGUCAUUCGGUAGAUGUUUAGAGAUGAAUCGCUGCUGGAUGACGACAGUUGUACAUAAAUAAUGAAAAUAGGAUAUGGCUUAGAAUUCUAGAAGGCAAAAUCAUAAUUUGCCAAAAUGUAUCGUCAUUCUUGGGGGUGAGGAACAUGAACGCGACUGCAGGUAUUGGUCGAUUUAUCAUGUUGCUAAGGCCUGAGACCACUCAGUAAUACAUUCUGUAUAAUUUUUGCAUGUAGGCCACAGUUCAUCGUAGGACCUCGCAAAAAAAUGAAAUGGCUUGGAUCCACUAUUCAUUCAAAAUUCAUGAAAUGUCUCAUAAAAUGGCUUGCAUUCUAGAAUUUCUAGAGUUUCCAUCCUUUCAGUUAGAAUAAUAAUUUAUUUUUAAAUGUCUGUCAUUUUUAUGGACGUGUAUGCCUGAAAGAUAAUACUAUGAUAUUGAAUGAAAUGCAAGCAUGUUUCUUAUUAGGUUUAUUUAAGAAAAUAUCAACACUUAAAAUACGAAAUGUACAG
Messenger RNA from Acanthoscelides obtectus, 1718 nucleotides. Lineage: Eukaryota; Metazoa; Arthropoda; Insecta; Coleoptera; Chrysomelidae. The record is from the annotation of a GenBank genome assembly.